AUGAAGAAAUCUAGAGAAAACAAUAACGGUAAUGAUAAUGGUAACGACAACGAUAACAGUAACGAGAACGAGAACGAUAACAGUAAGGAUAACGAUAACAGUAACGAUAACGAGGAGAACGAUAACGAUAACGAUAAUGAUAAGGAUGAUGAUGAUGAUGAUGAUGAUGAUGAUGGUUAUGAUGAUAAAAAAACUACCACUAAACACUCAUCUCGUUUUUAAUCCGUUUGCACCCUGGAAAUCAUGUCACUCAAAAUUUUUCGGUCGAAAACUAAUCGAUUGCAUAUGCUUCUGAUCGUACAUCCGACAAGUUUUGGCUUUUUCCCGCUAUUUUGGAGAACAGUGUGCUGACUCGCAAAAGGCUAGCCAGCAAUUAUUAGCCAGAAGCUCUUUUCACCGUUAUGCUAUUAAUUUCAAAAGAAAAACAGUAUUUUAAUCGGCAAUGGUGUAGACAUAAAAAUCCCUUUUUGGAGUCCUACAAGACAUUCAGAAAUUUGAGAAAUUCAUUUUGCCUAAAAUAAUUAUAAAGAGAUGAAGCCUGAAUAAGUCUUUUCGAGACCUUUGCCAUCCAAAAAGGCGAGGUUCUUCAUGAUAAUAAACUGAAGGUGACGAGUUUACCCUUAAUCGACUUAGUUGACGAAGUAAAAUAAUACUUGUUUUCCUACUAACACUGUUCAAAGAGAUGGUUACUUUUUCUUGAACAAUACUUACGAGCACGGAAAUGUGCGGAAUGUAAUUUGUUGCAUUUCUUUUAUUAAUGUGUCUUUUAUGGCAUUUCACAUCAAACUAAUUUCUAUAUCAAAAUGUGAAAUAUAACUUCAAGAUACUAUUCAGUGGUGCACAGUUAGUGGUGCACAUGGUGUUUAAAUGUACGCCAAAAUCAUAGUUAUUCAAAAUACAUGCUUCAAUCACUAGUUCGCAGCAACCUCGCAUAUUGCUCGCAGGCGUGGGCUCCUCUAGCUAUUAAUCUUAUCUUUGACAUCGAAAGAAUUCAGCGGUGCGCAACAAAAUUCAUUCUGUCUAUGCUGUAG
Molecule: messenger RNA, 1031 nt
Organism: Porites lobata
Lineage: Eukaryota; Metazoa; Cnidaria; Anthozoa; Scleractinia; Poritidae
Source: the annotation of a GenBank genome assembly